This is a messenger RNA of Lontra canadensis (Northern American river otter), 3737 nucleotides long. RefSeq names its product tigger transposable element derived 4 (gene TIGD4). The record is from RefSeq and is a predicted model, not a curated record. Gene Ontology annotation, cellular component: nucleus. Gene Ontology annotation, molecular function: DNA binding. NCBI's taxonomy places the organism in Eukaryota, Metazoa, Chordata, Mammalia, Carnivora, Mustelidae. The transcript is spliced from 2 exons. Bases 1789 to 3324 code for a protein of 511 amino acids.
GAUUCUGGGCUCCACUCAACCACAUUCUAACUAUAUGAGCUUUGAAAUUCAGUUUUAUCGUCCUCCUGAGUUGUUUGGAAUACAGGAAAUAAAGGUGUUUAGAAACUAAAGCCCUGGGCUAUCGUAAUUAUUAUUAGCACUUUUUUACAGUAACAGCAGGAAACUCCUUUACCAGUUGUAAUUCCUAUGAUAAAAAUUACUUUUUUUAGACAACAAAGGCAGAGGAAUUUUGACAAAAAGUCUUGUCCAAAAAUUUUGUGCAAAAAAUGCACAUGACAUCUUGAAACCUGGCAGCACAGAGCAAAAAAACCUGAGGGACAUUGUGCUCACACUAUUUCACACAGUAGUAACACCUGCUCAUCAAAUUAGCUUGUUACUUUGGCCUGCGGUAGGCCCCGAGCCUGUAGACUCUUGUAGGGUAGGUGCCACCUGGGAAGGUAGGGGCAAGCCUAUCUAGGUCCAUGACUGUGACUGUUCUCACAGUACUGUUUGAUUUAUGAGAAUCCCUGCUUUCAGUAUAUAUUUCAGUUGGAUUCUUGCUUCUGUUUGCAAGUAGGAUUUUGAAAAAUCUUUGAAUUAAAAGGAUCAGCACAGCCAAGGGGGCAUUAGAGAGAGAGUAAUGACGGUAUCAUCACCAAACAUUCAUUGAACACUUUGUAAGGGGCCAAGUGCUGUGCUGAGUACUUUCCACUCGCUUGUUGAAUCUCCUUGAGUGUGCGAUAACCCUGUGAAGUAGGGACUGUAGUUACACCUGUUUUACAAAUAAGGAAGCUGAAGCCUCAUAUGGUUAAGUAAACCACCCAGGAUCACGUAAGUUUAGAUGGCAGAAUCACUUGUCAACUCAGGUGUGUCUGACACCAAAGCCCAUACCCUUCCAGUAUAAUAAGCCCUUUAUUUUACAGAUAGGGAAGGAGAGGUCCUGAGAUGUUAAGAUCCGUGGUCACUUUCCUUCUUACUCCGGUCUGGGUCUUUUUCUGCAUUAUAGCCUCUUAAUCAUUUGCUUGUUCCUCUACAUGUUGUUGAUUUUUUCUGGCCUCUGUGCAUCUGGCUAAUGUGUCAAGCUGGUUCAAAGUUACGAGGUUUGUAAGCGUUUAGAUGAAACAAUAGUUAGAUUUUUAAAAUUUGUAAUGGAAUCACUUGAUUGGAUUUUUAGUGAAAGCUUUUCUACCCGACUCCUAUAAAGGGGAUGCUCUCUCCCAUGUGCUAUUAAAAGUUGAACCUUGUGACUACUGUCUGUGUUUUUCUUUUAGAGAAGUCAGAGGGGGCAGUUGUGACUUCAUGUGAAAAAUAGCCACCAAAGAUCUAUCCAGCAUCAUUUUUAGUUCUUUAAUUUUGAAGAUAUACCCUCCAGUCCUAGAAGGAUUCUACCACUUUCUUCUCCACCCUGAAGAGACUUGGAAAUUAAUGGGUAACAGUUUGCAUGAAAAUUACUGAAUGCGUUUGCUUCUUAUCUCGGAGGCCUUCUGCGGAGAAUUAAUAGGAGGUUGAAUGCGCGCUUGGAUAAAAUGGAUCAUCUUAAAGGAUUGAAGUUCCAAAAAUAUAUCAGCAGGACUGGACAGGUUUGACAUAAUGAGAUUUCUAUUUUAGCUUGACUUCUGGAGCACUGAAUAAACUAUAAACUGAGCCGCACAGGUCCUGGGAAGGAAGUUUCUCUUUUAAAAUACUCCAGCUGUGUGUAACGUUUUUCUUAUUCAGGACCUUUGAAAAUACAUUUACUUACUGAUUUUUAGAAAUUUAAAGAAACAGCCACCAGCAAGACGAAGGAUCUCUGCAUAAGCACUGGUGGAGAUGGCAGAAGCUUCGGAGGAUGCUUCAGCCCUGCCCGUGACAGUGAAGAAAAAGAAAAGUUUAUCCAUUGAAGAAAAGAUCGACAUCAUAAAUGCAGUAGAAAGUGGCAAGAAAAAGGCAGAAAUUGCAGCUGAAUAUGGAAUAAAGAAAAAUUCAUUGUCUUCUAUUAUGAAGAAUAAAGACAAAGUUCUAGAAGCCUUUGAAUCUCUGAGAUUUGAUCCAAAGAGAAAAAGACUGAGAACUGCUUUUUACACAGAUCUGGAAGAGGCAUUAAUGAGGUGGUAUCGAAUUGCUCAGUGUCUAAAUGUACCAGUUAAUGGUCCAAUGUUGCGUCUAAAAGCUAAUGAUUUUGCCCAGAAACUGGGACAUAAUGAUUUUAAGUGCAGUAAUGGAUGGCUGGAUCGCUUUAAAUCUAGGUAUGGUUUAGUAUUCAGAGCUCAACCUGUAGAAGCUACGGGUGUAUCAGUAGACCCUUCAGCUGUCUGGCAUCAAAAUGUACUUCCUUAUUAUUUAAAUGAUUAUCAUCCUAAAAAUGUUUUCAAUAUAAAAGAGACUGGGCUGCUUUAUCGAAUGUUGCCUACAAAUACAUUUGCAUUUAAAGGAGAGACAUGCUCCGUCGGAAAGUUAUGCAAAGACAGAAUAACUCUGGUGGUUGGGACAAACAUGGAUGGCUCAGAGAAACUUCCUUUGCUUAUCAUUGGAAAAAACAGAAAUCCACAUUGUUUCAAAGGUAUAAAAUCAUUGCCUGUGUGUUAUGAAGCUAACAAAAUGGCAUGGAUGACCUCAGACUUAUUUGAACAAUGGAUGCGGAAGCUUGAUGAGAAAUUUCAAGCCCAGCAACGAAGAGUGGUGAUUUUUGUUGAUUCUUUUCCUUCACAUCCAGAGGUAAAGAACCUAAAGUCCAUUGAGUUAGCAUUCUUUCCAUCAUGUUUAUCUUCCAAAUUUAUAGCAAUGAAACAAGGUGUUAUUAAAAGCCUUAAAAUAAAAUAUCGACAUUGUCUUAUCAAGAAAUUUUUAAGCUCUGUUGAAGGCAGCAAAGAAUUUACAUUUUCCCUACUAGAUGCUGUUGAUACUUUGCACCUUUGUUGGAGGGCUGUAACCCCAGAGACUAUUGUUAAGAGCUAUGAAGAGGCAGGAUUCAAAUCUCAAAAGGGAGAAAGUGACAAGACCAAUGCAGAGACAGACGCUGGUCUUGAUUUGGUUGCCCAUGCUCAGGCAGCAGGCGUGGAAUUUCCUGAAGGUUUAUCUAUAGAAGAGUAUGCUGCCCUGGAUGAUGAUUUGGAGACAUGUGAAGCUGCACCAGAAACUGAUUCGGUAUGGACUGAAGAAAGUCAAUCAGAGGAAACUGGAUUUUAUACUUCUGAUGAAGAGGAUGAUGGUGGUUCUCUAGGAAGUGAACUCCCUUUGCCAUCAAAAAAUGAGGCAUUAACUGCUUUAGAUACUCUUAAAAAUUUUCUUAGAAGUCAAGAUAUAAAUGAUGAGCUUCAUAAUUCUUUAGCAGACCUUGAAAUUUUUAUUAACUCAUCAUCUAAAUAAUUAUUUGUGGUACAAUAUCUGAAGAGUAAUAGUUUUUCCUGAUGUAUUUUACUCUACGAGGUAUAUAAAGGGAAAAUACCACUUAAACAUUAAAAAAAAAGAAAAAGAAAACUUUGGUUUAAUUGCAUAUGUCUUUGACCUGAAUAGCAAAGUUCCCUAGGUAGAUUAAAUAAUGAGUAAGUCAAUGAAAAAUAUGAAUUUCAAUUUAGCAAGGUUUGGGGAGUAUAAAAUGUAUUUCAGAGGCCUUGUACUUGAAAUACCUGAUAUAAAUGUCAAAAAUAAAAAACUCUUCAGCUAUUUGAUUCAUACAGGUUGAAUUGGUGAUUGCUAUUUUCUUUAAGUGCAGAUCAUGUUCUAGAAUAUUUUAAUUUAUCUACCUCGUCUUAGAAAUAAAAUAUCUAUUACUUAGAUAU